GAUGGCAGUAUUGUCCUGUUUAAGAGUGUCACAACAUUGCUGUUUACGGCAGACGAACUGCUUUACGGUAGACUAAACGUGACUGCUGUUGUUGUGUGUUGUUACCGCGCUGGGAGGACGUUAAUGAAACUGCCUAACAAUAAACCCACAUAAGAAACCAAGAACUCGCCCUCGAUCAUUCUACAGUUAUGACAUCAUUGGGCAGGCAAGCUGUUUAUAUUGUGGGAAAGCGGACGUGAGAACAGGCUGUCCCCACUCAGGUCCGCAUUGAGCUGGAGGGGGCGUGGCCUUCAGCUACGGCUGAAUACCGGGAGUUUGUCGGGAGAAAAUUUCUGCCGGGAGGUUAUCGGGAGAGGCGCUGAAUACCGGGAGUCUCCCGGUAAAAACGGGAGGGUUGGCAAGUAUGGGUUGAUGUCUUGAGUCACAUGACAUAGUGACCGUUUUGACGUUAAUGACUGCACAGUGAGAACAAUUGCAGCAAAGAGGAUGUUGGCUCAGAUGUGAAGUGUUGCCACACAGCUGCAUAAGGACAGUUGACAAAAGUCAAGUCAUUUGCACGUAAAAAAUGCUGCAGCUCGUUGUAAUGGAUCUCUUGCUGCUUCCUCUCAUCAUUACGGGCCCCAACGCUGAUGCUCAAGGUUUCGACAUCGCCUUCCCCUGUCAUGAUUUGGUCUGCUAUAACAUAUGGAGCUUUAGGAUAAGAACAACUAGAGAAAACAUUGUCAUAAUUAGUAAUGGAGCGAUCAAGGAGGCAGCACAGAGCAAGGAGGACACAGAGUGCACGGUUCAUGUCCAACAUCUAACAGAAGACGAUGACAAACAUUAUUGCAAGCAAGCAGUUGAUGACUUCACCGCCCAAAAGGACGCUCCAGCAGUGAACUUGGUUCCAGGCAAAAUGGCAUCUUUCCAGUGCGUCCUGCUGUCCUUCUUGAAGCGCGGUUUUUGCGACCUGCGUCAAAAGGAGGUGCGCUUGGCGUGGGUGGACCAGGCUGGCGUGGAGCUCCAGGACGACUCUCGGCAUGGCAUACGAUAUAAAUCGAGCUGUCACGUCACGUUGACUGUCACCUUGCAAGGUCCUGGCAGGGAGACGUUCAGUUGCAGGGCCGAGGUGGGAGACAGUUUUUGGAUUUCAGAGGAGCUGCGAGUCCAACUAACAGCUACCAGAGGGAAGGGAAGAGGAGGCUUCAACGUGGAAGGAGAACCUCAGGAUUCCCGCCACUACCAAGUCAGCGUGGUCGUGGGGGUGCUGGCCUCCGCGACGUUGACCACCUUGGCCGCCGUGUUUGUGGUGAGGCGGAGAAGGAUGGCCCGUAAGUCACAAACAGGAAAAAAGCACAACAUUCAACAUAUUGACGUGUCCGAGGCGUCCAUCUCCUGUCCCUCGAACAAUGUUGAGGACGAUGUCGUCUACGCCGAUGUUAUCCUCCCAGCCAGCGCUGAGAGAGUGUCUUUCUGCGAGGACGACGCCACCGAGUACGCCUGCAUUCGUUAUCAGUAAUGUUGCACAACUUUGACGGGUUAUUGCAUUUAUCAUAUUGUCUACCUCAAACACCUCAGUUUAACUUCCCUUUUUAGGGAGUUUGGACAAAAACAAUCACUUCCUGUUUAAUCAUAUAUUGUUAUCAUCUGUAUUUUUUUCAAAUAUACAAUAUUUUCACAGUUGUCAUUUGUGUCUGCGUCCCGUUUUUCUUUCUGCCCGCGUAGGGUGUGGUCUCUCGCUGGCUUGCGGG
Molecule: messenger RNA, 1730 nt
Organism: Entelurus aequoreus (snake pipefish)
Lineage: Eukaryota; Metazoa; Chordata; Actinopteri; Syngnathiformes; Syngnathidae
Gene: dicp2.2
Product: diverse immunoglobulin domain-containing protein 2.2
Exons: 7
Coding region: 566-1498 (310 amino acids)
Source: RefSeq, a predicted model, not a curated record